Entelurus aequoreus (snake pipefish) is the source of this 2767-nucleotide messenger RNA. It is a transcript of the gene cdk5rap1, whose product is annotated as CDK5 regulatory subunit associated protein 1. The record is from RefSeq and is a predicted model, not a curated record. The transcript is spliced from 13 exons. Gene Ontology annotation, molecular function: tRNA-2-methylthio-N(6)-dimethylallyladenosine(37) synthase activity; 4 iron, 4 sulfur cluster binding. Gene Ontology annotation, cellular component: cytosol; mitochondrion. Bases 532 to 2277 code for a protein of 581 amino acids. Lineage: Eukaryota; Metazoa; Chordata; Actinopteri; Syngnathiformes; Syngnathidae. Gene Ontology annotation, biological process: tRNA modification; negative regulation of cyclin-dependent protein serine/threonine kinase activity.
GCACCAACCCAAAAUGUCUUUUAUUCAAAUCUGUAUGAGAAUUAGGCAAUUCGAGAGACGCUCCACAGCAAAUAUGUCCGGAACGUUUAUGGCAGUCACGUAUUUCGACAAACCGUAAUGAUGGACGGACUGCAGGCACCAGGAAAUAUGAAGAGAGUUCCCAGUAAAACAUAUCCGAGUUCGUUUCAAAGCGCACCGUCGUGUACCGAGCGGCGUCGGUUUCGUGAAAUAGUGGGACUUUUCCCGACUAAAGUAAUAUUGUAAAACAUUUUAAAUACAUAUUUUAUUGCUGUCUACAUGCGGUUUAUUUCACUCAUACUCGUCACUGUCAACCAAUGCGGUGUUUUUGAGCGAAUAGUCAUUUCCGGUUUUGUCAUGGCGACGCUUUGAAAAUAGACGAUUGUGCUCUUGGUGUCAGCGAGGCUCACGCUGGUAUCCCCAAACAGCUCACGUAGUAGCUUCAAAUGCUAUAUUAAAGUAAUAUAUUUGGAAAUAAGUGCUAAUCAAACGAGUGUAGUUAGCGAACUAGACAUGAGACAAUUUAAGAACCUAAGUACUUUAUUUUCCUCUUCACACGCGUGGACACCCUUCAGGAGUUUACAGGUCAGGUUGUGCUGUCAUUCAAACGAGAAAAGGAAAACAUUCAAGACUAAAAUCUCCUCCGGUCCAAGUUUUUCCGAUUUUAUCAGAGGAGUCCCAAGUACGAAAGGAAGUGUUGCAGACAAAGAAUACAAACAUGACUAUUUCCACGACGACUUGGAGAUGGGGAAUUCACGAAAAGUCUACUUUGAAACAUAUGGAUGCCAAAUGAAUGUAAAUGACACAGAGAUUGCCUGGUCCAUUCUACAAAGGAAUGGAUAUCAACGCACCACAUAUUUAAAUGAGGCAGAUGUUGUCCUGCUUGUAACAUGCUCCAUAAGAGAAAAAGCAGAACAAACCAUCUGGAACAGACUACAACAACUGACAGCGAUGAAGAAGAAACGCUUUAAGAGUCGAACGCCAAUGAAAAUUGGGAUUUUAGGUUGCAUGGCAGAGAGAUUGAAGACGGAGCUUUUGGAGCGCGAGAAGCUCGUGGACGUUCUCGCCGGGCCAGACGCCUACCGCGACCUUCCGCGCCUGUUGACUGUAGCCGAGGGCGGUCAACAAGCAAGCAACCUGUUGCUGUCGUUAGAGGAGACCUACGCUGACAUUAUGCCCGUCCAUCACUCUGCACAGGGCCACAGUGCUUUUGUGUCCAUCAUGCGGGGCUGUGACAAUAUGUGCAGUUACUGCAUUGUUCCCUUCACGCGCGGCCGCGAGAGGAGCCGACCUGUCAGCUCUGUUCUUGAGGAAGUCCAUAUGCUUUCAGACCAGGGCGUGAAGGAGGUGACAUUGCUGGGCCAGAACGUGAACAGCUACAGAGACACAUCGGAAGAGCAGUUCUGGGGUGCGAGUCCCACCAAGAUGAGCCGCGGCUUUAAGACGCUUUAUCGAGCCAAGCAGGGAGGUCUGCGUUUCUCUGACCUGCUGGACAGAAUAUCUCAGGUGGAUCCCAAAAUGAGGGUCAGAUUCACGUCACCACAUCCCAAGGACUUCCCCGAUGAGGUUUUGCAUUUGAUCGCAGAGAGGGGAAACAUUUGUAAACAGAUCCAUCUUCCGGCCCAGAGUGGCAGCAGUCAGGUCUUGAAAGCUAUGCGCCGUGGCUACACAAGAGAGGCAUACCUCGAGCUAGUUCAGAACAUCAGGAGUAUUAUUCCAGAGGUUAGUCUCAGCAGUGACUUCAUCUCAGGCUUCUGUGGUGAGACGGAGGAAGACCACCAGCAGACUUUGUCACUUAUCAGAGAAGUGGGCUACAACAUAGGGUUCCUCUUUGCCUACAGUAUGAGAAAGAAAACCCACGCCUUCCAUUCCCUUCAAGACAACGUGCCAGUUGCGGUAAAGCAACACAGGCUGGAGGAGUGCAUCAGUGCGUUCAGGCAGGAAGCGGCAAAAAUCAACGCUGCUCUUGUUGGCAGCACACAGCUUGUCCUGGUGGAGGGGGAGAGUAAGAGAUCUGCCAAGGAGCUGUGUGGGAGAACAGAUGGCAACAUGAGAGUGAUUUUCCCUAGAGAGGAUGUGGCUGCUCAGUCUGCAGAGUCCAAUACUGCUGCAGUCAACCCUGGAGAUUAUGUCCUGGUGAAGAUAAUGUCAUCCAGCUCACAGAGCUUGAGAGGUCAAGCCUUGCGUCACAGCUCCCUAAUGAUGCAGUCACAACCUGAUGACCAUUUGGCCACAGAACCAACCAUGAUUGCCACAUGAGCAUAAGCAGCACUACUGACAGGUUAGGAGUCAAACUAUUCAAAGAUAUUACCCUGUCGAAAAGAUAUUUUAGCACUGUGUUUGCGUUAAUGCACUGAAAAUAUGUAAGCAUAACACACUGUAAACCAUGCUGACUUAAUUAUAUUCUAGUUAGAUUUGUUUGUUAAUUUGUAUUCCUUUGAGUAACACACAGUAUUUAUGUGUUGGAUUUUAUAAAGCUAUUAAAAGAAGAACACAGUAUUGCAGUUGCAGACGCACGACCUUGUUCUGCACUCUCUCUCUCUCUCUCUUGUUUGAUCACACAAUUAUUGUAACAGUGUUGAAAAAAAAAAAAAUCACAACGUUCAUAUAGCUGCCCUAAAGCCAGAGUUCAAUUUGCAUGUGCUCGCUGUUCUUUUACUCUGAGCAUACCGGUUUUAUACAGCAAUUCAAAACCAUGCAUGUUUGCUUAAUCGUCCUGGGAUAGGCUCCAGCUCACCUUUGACAAAAU